AUGCCGUUUUUCGACCAGACGCUGGAUGCGCCAAGGAAGGGCAAGAUUAUCAAAUCAGCCUACGAUAGUGAAAGCUUCGAGUCUGAUGGUACAAUUCAUGUGGACGGCCUAGUCGGCUCGGCGACAAUCUCCCCUUCAGGUCGCGACAUAGCGCUUGCAUCGCCGGAUGGUCUGGCCAUUAUCGACCUCGACUCGCCGUACAACCCCCCUCGGCGAUUGCGCAGCCAUGGUCAACCUUGGCUGGUUACAGACGUCCAGUGGUCGCCCUUUGCUGCACGAGACUACUGGGUUGUGUCCACAGCAAACCAUCGCGCUCUGGUAUGGAAUCUGAAUCUUAGAGAGGAUUCGGCGUCUGGCGCGAUAGAGCAUUCGUUGCAAGGACACAGCCGUGCCAUUACCGACAUCAAUUUUUCUGCGCACCACCCCGAUAUCCUAGCAACAUGCUCUGUUGAUGGCUACGUGCACUCUUGGGACCUUCGUCGCCCGCGGCAGCCAGUGCUUACUUUUUGCGACUGGUUUGCCGGGGCAUCGCAAGUUAAGUACAGUCGACAAGACCCCCACGCUCUGGCAUCUUCGCACGAUCGUUGGCUUCACGUUUGGGAUGAGAGACGGGCGCGCGAGCCAGUCAAGUCGAUUGCGGCCCAUACGUCCAAGAUUUACGGACUCGACUGGAAUCGCCUGAAUCCCACCUCUAUUGUCACAUGCUCGUUGGACAAGACCAUCAAGUUCUGGGACUACUCGAAAGAUGUCCAUGAACCUGAAAAGGUGAUCCACACUCAGUAUCCUGUUUGGCGAGCGCGACAUACACCAUUCGGAGAGGGCCUUCUGGCCAUGCCCCAAAAUGAGCCCGGGGACCUGUAUCUGUACGAUAGGCAGCGCCUGGAUGAAGGGCCGAAACAUACAACCGCAGAACCUGUAACGGUCUUUCCAGGCCAUGGCCAACACAAGGUGAAAGAGUUUCUCUGGAGGAGUAGAGGCGGCAUCGACGCCAACUCUAUCGACACGAGGGAGUUCCAGCUUGUUUCAUGGGGCACUGAUAAUGAGCUGCGGCUCCAAUGCGUUGACGCAAGCAUACUGGCGGCUGUAGGAUAUACCAAGGGUGCGCCAGCAGCCAAGGGUAUCAAUCUGACCCGGAAAGGCGCAACAUACAAGACCUUUCGCACCAUCGAUGAAGUCUCGAGCCGAGAUCGCAAACACGGGACAAUGAGCGAUCCGCGUGCCGCCGUUUCCAACCAAGCGAAGCAGAGUGCGCUUACUAUGGGCAUGCGUUCGGGUACACAGGGGCGACACGCAAAGACUGGUUGGCGAGGACCCUCCAUGCGAGCCAAGGUCGCGUCGAAGAAGGAUCGCAAUCAAUCACAGAUUGGGUGGCUCAAGGGCAUUACCAUUACGAAACGGACCGCCUCUGGGCCUGGCAUCCUGCCAAAGAGACAGAUGUCCAAGGACUCGAGCGUUUUCGGCCAUGGCUAUCCUGAUGACGAAUGGGCAGGUCCAGAUACGAUACAAGACGAGGUGUUGCGCAUCAGCAUGUCGAUGCCCAAAGUCAGGUGGGAGAAUAUCGACUUUGAUGAGAUGACACUCAACGCGUCCCUAAACGGGCCUUGGGGAUCUGGCGGUGACACAAUCUUCAUCAAAGUACGGAUCUAUAUCCCCGAGGACUAUCCAAGUGCGAGCGCGCCAAAAUUCUACAUCGAGAAGACGUCAUUCUUGCCGGAGGAGACACAUCAGCGCAUGACCCGAGAGAUCCAUCUGCUCGCCGAGCAGUUCCUGCAAAGAAAGAAGAACUGUUUGGAAGUCGCCUUUAUCUACCUGCUUGGCGAGGUGGACCUGGAAACGAGCACAACACUCUUCAAGAAUGUGGAUGAUCUUGACGAUGGCAUUGGCGCACUCGUCGAUGAGAGCUCGAGCAGUGAGGAAGAUGAAGACAUUCCGGCUGGAGGUUCGGCGGCCAUGUCGCAAGAGCUGCCGCCUCAUGCCGAUGCGGACACGACCCUUGCGCCUCCGAACAGGUCGAUCAUCCCACCGCCAGCGAGGACAUGUGGCGCUCGAUUUUCCCACGAUGGACGUCUGGUUUGCUUCUUCCCUAGUAAGGAGGAAAGGGCCAGGGCGUUAUUCUCCAGCAACGCAGAGCUGCAAAAGGACAAGGCGAAGCCUGAGCCGUAUUUUGCCGGCUUUGGGAGAAUUCCAUACGAGCAGUCCUCCAAGUCAAAGUUCGCAACAGAUGAGCCCUCGGCGACAGAAGAUCAAUCUGAUUCGGACGAGUCUGAUACAUCGACUUCAUCGAGUGAUUCCGAGUCGACUUCUAUUCACAAGAUGAGCCUCUGGUAUCACCCACGGCGACAAUUUAGGAAGACGUGGAGUGAAGACAGAUCGAUCAGGUCAAGCGGCGGCGACACUGGAACUGGAAUUGGUACGGGUACAGGCACAGCGUACAGUCGACGUCGCAUCCCUGGACGGCCGCGCAACCUUGUUACGAUCCACGAUACCCAGCCUCUCCUGCCAUCCAAAAGGGAUCUAGCCAAAGAGUAUGCCAUCUUUGGCGACGGCGCUGAAGUGUGCGAGCACAACGCCGCUGUCGCUGACAAGCAUGGAUACAAGGAUAUGGCUGACGUCUGGCGGUACUUGACGCUUCUCCUGAAAAAGGGCAUACCACUGGAGGUUCUUUCGCCAGACAGCAGGCGGAACUCCAUUCUUGUCAUUGCGCAUCAAAUUGUCUCCAAGACGCGGUCGUACGAGUCGCCAGACUCUGGGUAUGACUCGGCCGAGUCUGAUUCUGGGCUUUGUGGUCGAGUCAAAUGGGGCGAGCAUCCUCUGGCGCGCGAUUUCAUCGCCGAGCUGUUUGACUAUUUCGAAAAAAUUGCCGACAUCCAGAUGCUAGCGAUGUUGUCGUGUAUCUUCAGCGAGACAUCGGCUGCAGACAGUGUUGCCUAUGCUGAGUCCCAUCUCCCACAAACCGAGACGCCAUUGCCUCUCAAGGCGCCCUCCUUCUCCCUGGAGUACUUCCCUACAGAUGCCUCCGUGUGGAAUCUCUUUGGCAAGACACGCAGUACAGCUCCCACAACGACCCCAAGAACGCCCCGUACGCCUUUGACGCCUUAUUAUGAUGGUUCACAAGCGUCCGAAGACGUGGCCUGGAACGAGGAUCCAGCGUCCAACUCGUACUCUUGCGGCGAAACACCCCCUGCCCGUGGUAAGGCGCCUGUGGCAGGUCUUGAUAUUGCCCAAGGAGGUACACGGUCACCGCACGCGCGAUCAACGCACAAGGCGAACGCCAGUCUCGCAUCAUCCUUUACAGGCCUGUCCCGAUCAUUCACGGGUGGGAGCUCCGCGUCACCACCGUAUUACAAGAAGAAGCCCAGCCCCGUCGAGACGAUCAUCAACAGCUUAGCCCCUGGCAUGAACAGCGCUGUCUGGGGCAAUGCCUCCAAGACGGUCACCGGUGACUCGAGCGUGGGGCGUAUCUCGGUAGAUGGCGACGAACCCUUACCCGAGGACACCCUACCCCUCGUGCCAGUCAGCGUGUCAUUGUUCGUUGAGGAUCAAACCAUGUUUGACGACGACGGUUGGCUCAGCGCGCACAUGUUGGAUCCUGCACGCGCAGAGCUCCAUGCACGCUCCCGCUAUGCGUACGCCGAGAUGCUUCAAAUGUGGGACGAGCCGCUCUCCCGCCUCGAGAUUAUGAAGUUCAACAUUAUGCGAUCCGAUGGCCCCCGAACUGUGCACCACAGGGACGGCAGCACAUCCGAGUCCUUUACCAUUCAUGAGGGCAGCGUUGCGCAUGUCAAGACCGGUUCAUCACCCAUCGUCAUGGGCAAGAAGGAUCAGUUGCAUGCGCUCAUCGCGUCCGGCAGGGGGAUCGACGUGACGGGAAUUUGUCGCAUCCACGAAACACAGCUGGAUUCUGCACGCUAUACCUCCUCAGACUCGCAUACGGGCGGCGCCGUGGGUACAUGUGAUCGUUGCCAUCGUACACAGAGCCAGCUACGCUGCGUGUACUGCCUGGAGCCCGUCGAUGCACUGUUCCCACCGUGUCUAAGCUGUGGCUGCGCGAGUCAUGAGGCUUGUCUCGCCGAGUGGCAUGCCGCCGGCGAGGAACUCUGCCCUGCCGGGGACGAGUGCAACUGUGUGGAGGAGGCUGCGAAUGGCCAGGUGGAAUCGUGGGCGGCACUGCAAGGGGCUAUGACAAAAGGUCCCAAUAAGAUUCUGAGACUGCCCAGUCCCGCGGUUGCAGAGCCGGACGAGGAAUGGGGCAGAAAGACGUCGGCGCGGUCUGAAGAGGUCGCCAGUCAUACGAACGAGACGGGGUUGAUGCCGAACGCAUCGACGCUGACCUUUGGGCGUUUGAGGAAGUCGGCCGGCUCUUGGUCGAGAGCCAGCAGCGCACGUCGCAACAUCAAGAAGACGCUAUAA
Emericellopsis cladophorae is the source of this 4410-nucleotide messenger RNA. RefSeq names its product putative RWD. Lineage: Eukaryota; Fungi; Ascomycota; Sordariomycetes; Hypocreales; Bionectriaceae. The transcript has a single exon. Bases 1 to 4410 code for a protein of 1469 amino acids. The record is from RefSeq and is a predicted model, not a curated record. Gene Ontology annotation, molecular function: protein binding.